Pseudoliparis swirei is the source of this 6653-nucleotide messenger RNA. Its product is annotated as neurexin-2-like. The record is from RefSeq and is a predicted model, not a curated record. Lineage: Eukaryota; Metazoa; Chordata; Actinopteri; Perciformes; Liparidae. The coding region runs from base 1 to 4917 and encodes 1638 amino acids. The transcript is spliced from 21 exons.
AUGGGCAGGUGCAAAGCUUCCUGGUUCCUGCCGUUAGCCGGGUUGCUGCUAUCAGCAAUGGCGUUGGAUUACGAGGGCGUCCCCGGUCAGUGGACGCGCUACGGCCAGUGGGACGCCAGAGCCACAGGUGAGCUCAGCUUCAUUCUGAACACCAACAUCAGCAAAGCCCUGGUGCUCUACCUGGACGACGGGGGGAACUGCGACUUCCUGGAGCUCCUGAUCGCCGACGGGCGGCUCCACCUGCGCUUCACCAUCCACUGCGCCGAGCCGGCCUCGGUGCGCACGGAGACGCGGGUCGACGACCUGCGCUGGCACCGAGUCCUCGUGUCGCGCGACCACCGGGAGACAAGGCUGGUGGUGGACAACGAGGAGAAAGCGGCCGAGGUGAAGUCCAAGAGGAAAGAGAUGGUGGUGGCCAGCGACCUCUACGUGGGCGGGAUCUCGCCCGACGUGCGACUCUCCGCACUGACGUCCAGCACCGUGAAAUACGAGCCGCCGUUCCGGGGUUUGAUCGCCAAUUUGAAACUGGGGGAGGCGCUUCCGUUACUGUUGGACGGCCAGGCCGUUCACAGCGAUUUGGAGUAUAUAUGUGGCUCGCGCUCGCCGUGCGGAAACAACGGCCUGUGCUCCGUCAGCCAAGGAGAGGUCCUGUGUGACUGCGUCAAUACCAACCACAGAGGGAUGUACUGCAACAAAGCUGUCCAGAUAGAAGUAGAAGGUCUGGCGCACCUGAUGUUAAACCGCCAAGUUUUUCGCCAAGGGCAGGAGGAGUCGGUCGCCACCUUCAGAGGCAACGAGUUCUUCAGCUACAACCUGUCCCAGACUCCCAUUCAGAGCAGUCUGGACGAGAUCACCAUGUCCUUCCGCACGCUGCAGCGGAACGGCCUGCUGCUGCACACGGGCCGCUCGGCCGACUACGUCAACCUGUCCCUGAGGAACGGGGCCCUGUGGCUGGUCAUCAACCUGGGCUCCGGGGCCUUCGAGGCCCUCGUGGAACCCGCCAACGGGAAGUUCAACGACAACGCCUGGCACGACGUCCAAGUGACGCGCAACCUCCGCCAGGUGACGAUCUUGGUGGACGGGAUCCUCACCACCACGGGCUACACCCAGGAGGACUACACCAUGCUGGGCUCCGACGAUCUCUUCUACAUCGGGGGCAGCCUGAACACGGCGGACCUGCCGGGCUCCCCGGUCAGCAACAACUUCCUGGGCUGUCUGAAAGACGUGGUCUACAAGAACAAUGAGUUCAGGCUGGCUCUGUCGCGGAUGGCCGAGCAGCGAGACCCGAAGAUCAGCAUCCACGGCGACCUGAAGUUCGUCUGCGAGGACGUGGCGUCCCCGCAGCCGGUGGCCUUCGACGCGCCGGCCGCCUACCUCACGUUGCCCCGGUGGAACGCCAAGAAGACGGGCGCCAUAUCCUUCGACUUCCGCACCACGGAGCCCGCCGGCCUGCUGCUGUUCGGCCACGGCGGCCUGCAGGGCCCGCCGGACGCCAAGCCCCGGGCCGACUUCUUCGCCAUCGAGCUGCUGGACGGGCUCCUGUACCUGGUCAUGGACAUGGGCUCCGGCAGCAUCAAGAUGAAAGCCGGGGACAGGAGGCUCGACGACGGCGAGUGGUGCCACGUGGACUUCCAGAGGCGGGGGCGAAACGGCUUCAUCUCCGUGAACAGCAAGAGCGUCCCCUUCUCCGCCAACGAAGGCAGCGAGGUCCUGGACCUGGACGGCGACAUGUACCUCGGAGGUCUCCCGGAGGACCGCCAGGCCCUCGUGCUGCCCCCCGAGGUCUGGACCGCCUCCCUCGGCCUGGGCUACGUGGGCUGCCUGAGGGACCUCUUCAUCGACGGCCAGAGCCGGAACCUGUGGCGGCUGGCGGAGGCGCAGAGCGCCGCGGGCGUCAGCGGCUCCUGCACCAGAGAGACUCACGUCCGCUGCGCCAGGGACACCUGUGCCAACGGAGGACAGUGCAGAGAGGGCUGGAACCGCCACAUCUGUGACUGCAGCGGCACCGGCUACCUCGGCGCCAGCUGUGAGAAGGAGGCCACCAUGGUGAACUAUGACGGCAGCAUGUACCUGAAGGUGGUGAUGUCGCGCACGCUGCACUCGGAGGCGGAGGACGUGUCCCUGCGCUUCCUGUCCCCGCGGGCCUUCGGGCUGCUGGUGGCCAGCACCUCGCAGCAGUCGGCCGACACGCUGCGCCUGGAGCUGGACGGAGGGCGAGUGAAGCUCACCGUGAACCUGGAUUGUAUCAGGAUAGACUGUAAUCUCAGCAAGGGGCCCGAGGUACUCCUGGUCGGCGAGAAGCUGAAUGACAAUGAGUGGCACACGGUGAAGGUGGUGCGGCGGGGGAAGAAUCUGCAACUCUCCGUGGAUAACGUGACGGUGGAAGGUCACAUGACGGGCGCCCACACCCGCCUGGAGUUCAGCAACAUCGAAACGGGGAUCAUGACCGAGCGGCGGUUCAUCUCCGUGAUGCCGUCCAACUUCAUCGGCCACCUGCAGGCGCUCUCCUUCAACGGGAUGCUGUACCUGGACCAGUGCAAGAACGGGGACAUCUCGUACUGCGAGCUGAACGCCAGGUUCGGCAUGCGGCACAUCGUGGCCAAUCCCGUCACUUUCAUAGCGCAAGCCAGCUACCUGGCGUUCUCCACGCUGCAGGCGUACGCCUCCAUGCACCUCUUCUUCCAGUUCAAAACCAGCAGCCUCGACGGCCUGAUACUCUACAACUCCGGGGACGGCAGUGACUUCAUCGUGGUGGAGCUGGUCAAAGGGUACAUCCAUUAUGUGUUCGACUUGGGGAACGGGCCGUCGCUGAUGAAGGGGAACUCCGACAAGCCGCUCAACGACAACCAGUGGCACAACGUGGUGAUCUCCCGGGACAACAACAACGUGCACAUCCUCAAGAUCGACGCUCGCACCGUCACCCAGCACGCCAACGGAGCCCGCAACCUGGACCUAAAAGGUGAGCUGUACGUCGGCGGCGUGGGGAAGAGCAUGUACAGCAGCCUGCCCCGGUUGAUAGCGUCCCGGGAAGGAUACCAGGGCUGCCUGGCGUCCGUGGACUUGAACGGGAGGCUCCCCGACCUGCUGGCCGACGCCCUCCACAAGGUGGGAGAGGUGGAGCACGGCUGUGGAGGUCCCAGCACCACCUGCACAGAGGACGCCUGCCACCACCAGGGAGUGUGUCUGCAGCUGUGGGAGGGCUUCUCCUGCGACUGCACCAUGACCACCUACACGGGGCCGUUCUGCAGUCACCCGGGUACCACGUACAUCUUUGGGAAAGGUGGCGCUCUCAUCACGUUCACCUGGGCCCCCAACGAGCGGCCGAGCACCCGAGCCGACCGCUUGGCCGUGGGCUUCAGCACGCAGCAGAAGGACGCCAUCUUGGUGCGAGUGGAGAGCACCCACGGGCUCGGUGACUACCUCCAGCUGCACAUCGACCAAGGAAAAAUUGGCGUCAUCUUCAACGUGGGGACGGACGACAUCACCAUCAAUGAGCCCGCUGUCAUGGUAAAUGACGGCAAGUACCACGUAGUGCGCUUCACACGCAGCGGUGGCAAUGCCACUCUCCAGGUGGACAGCCAUGCGGUCAUUGAGCGGUAUCCUCCAGGACACUAUGAUAAUGAGCGACUGGCUAUUGCCAGACAAAGAAUCCCAUACAGACUCGGUCGGGUAGUUGACGAGUGGCUACUCGAUAAAGGGAGACAGUUGACCAUCUUUAACAGCCAGGCGGCCGUUAAAAUCGGCGGUCACGAUAAAGACCGGCCCUUCCAGGGUCAGAUCUCGGGGCUCUACUACAACGGUCUCCAGGUGCUCAAACUGGCCGCCGAAAACGACCCGAGCGUCCAGGUGGAGGGGAACCUGCGUCUGGUCGGCGACUCGCUCUCGGUGUUGACCACCGACUCGACCUCCGCCACGCCGCUGGCGGUGUCCGACAUGUCCACCACGAUCAUGGAGACCACCACCACCAUGGCCACCACCACCACCCGGAGGCAGCGGUCGCCCAGCUUGAGGGAGAGCAUCUCAAAGCCGCAGAACUCGGAUGAUAUUCUGGUGGCGUCGGCCGAGUGUCCGAGUGACGACGAGGACCUUGAAGAGUGUGAACCGGGAACAGGAGGUGAACUAGUGUUGCCUAUUAUAACAGUGGAUUCCCUCGAGCCCCCGUCCAUCGCCACCCGUUACCCCGUCAUCCCUCCUCCCCCGACCCUCCUCUCCCCACUCGACACCACCAAAGAGUCCCUGAUGCUCCCCCCCCACCCUUCCUGCCCCCCGGACCAGGAGGACUGCAGUGACCCUGUGGAGGUCUCGGCCUUCGGCUCCGGGGAGAUGACGGAAUCGGACGACGAGGACUUUUACAGUAACAAAUCCCCGAUGGUCACCGACAGGACGGUCCUUCCUCCGCCUCCCACCGCCGGUGAGGGUGGAGCCCAGAAACCCCGCCCCCUCCCUCCUUAUGUUCCCACCACCAACCCCGACCAGCUCCACAUCCCCGCGGGCAAAAUGAACACCCGCGACCAGGUGCUCCUGCCCCCUCCUCCUCCGUCCUCCCGGAACACGCCGGGACUAACGUACCCCCCCAAUUUUCCCCAUGUGCCCACAGCCGACCCCGCGGCCUCCGACGACAAGAGCCAACCGGGCGCCGUGGAGGUGAUCAGGGAGUCCAGCAGCACCACGGGCAUGGUGGUGGGCAUCGUGGCUGCUGCGGCUCUCUGCAUCCUCAUCCUCCUCUACGCCAUGUACAAGUACCGCAACCGGGACGAGGGCUCCUACCAGACGGACCAGAGCCACGGCUUUGCCAGCGACUCCGCCGCCGCGGAGGGCAACGGGGCGGCGGUCAAAGACAAAGGCGCGCCGACGGCCUCCGCGGCGAAGGCGGUCACGAAGGGGAAGAAGAAUAAAGACAAGGAAUAUUACGUCUGAGGAGGGAGAGAGAGAGGGGAGUGGACUGAGACGAGAGGGCGAGAGAGGACGUUUUUUUUCGUUCCGCUACCCCGAUUUUGUUUGAGGGGUUGACGGUCAGAGGAAUUUAAAAUUUCACAACAACAACAACAACAACAACAACUGCACAAAAGCAAUGCUCGCGGCCCCCAAUUUGCAUUGUUUCCUCAAAAAUAAAUGAAGGUCGCCGAGCUCCUCUUGGUGGAAGAUUCCUCAUUAAGAUCCGACUCAUCGUCCGCCUGCAUUCACACCCGAUCUUUGUCAGCGCAUCACUCGUCUCCAGUGAGGCCUCCCCGCGUCAGCUUUGUAUAUAGCGUAGUGCAGUGAACGAGUGCUGAGAAGCAUCCGGAGACAGAUUCGCCUAAAUGUUUUCUUUGUACUUCUUCGUGAUGCUCGAUCUCGCACAACGUGCCCCCCCCCCCCCCCCCACCCCGGUGAGCAGAACAGGCCGGUUAUAGAAUCGUUCUGCUAGACGAGCAGAGGGCACCCCGCAGUGAGUCUGACUACACUCGCAAAUGAAAAGCUCUUUAUAUUUGGAUGAGACAUCAUCUCCGCGGCCUCCGUGUGAGGCGAUGUCGUUUAAAAAAAAAAACUCCCCAGUCACUCUUCCUCUGUCCACAAGAGACGGGAUCGCGUUGCCCGCGCAGCAUCAUAGAUGAAGCAUGAUACCCCUCAACGCACUCCGGGGCCGGUGGACCUCGCAGUGCGACGGAGCAGAGACAUUAUUCAUGUGAGAUAUCACAUGUCGGGUUUUUCCCCACCCCCCCUGCCAGUAUUUCAAAAGUCGGGAUAAUUGUGAAGUUAGUCGAUGCCAGUGACGGUAUUUCUCUGAGAAACAUUGCUUGUAAAUGUACAUAUAGAGGUUUAGCGGAUUGAGAAGAAAAAAACAGUGGAACAGGGGGGAAGAAAAUUAACGUGCAACCCCCUCCCCCACCUCACAGAUAACCGAACUUCACAGGAUUUUUUUUGGGGGGGGGCGGGACCCUCAUUUCGAGGGUUAACUUUCACGGAGCGACCCGGUUGGCUGGAUGUCACUCCCGAUCUCCUUUCUCAAAAAACUGUCGGUGGGAUAAUUCAAAAAGCACACGGAAAAAAAACGUGAACAUAUCUUUGAGACGUAGAUAUAUUCCUUGUAAAGCAGCCAAACAUGUAUUGUUUAGUUUCUUUUUCUAUAUGAGUUACUAAAAGACUAUCCUAUGAGAUGAAUAAUUGAAGGUUUGUGUGAAUCGUGUUGAUAUUUCUCUGAUAUUUGAUGUAUCUUGUUACCACUCCUCUUGACACGUUACAUUUUUAGAUUGACUUUACUUAAAUCCAGACAAAAAGCACAUUUUUCCUCCUCGGCUAAUAGCCGCAAAUACUUUUUUUUGUUUUUUGCAUUAUUUAUGGGUCGGGUUAUGCAGAGAAAACACAAGGAUGGGAGAAAAAAACGAAUGUUUUUUUUCUUGCAUUGUGCAUUUUUUUAUGUGCUGAAUCUGUGACUCAAUGGAUCUGAUAAUAUAAAGCCAUUUUCUCUGUUGAGUUAAGUCUACAUUUACUUAUUCAUGCGCUGUGAUUCAUUAUUUUUGAUGAAAGUGCCAUUCGACACGAGCUGCUCGGCGUUCAGAAAAUACUCCAUUCCUCACUCAUUGCUAUUGUAUAGUGUUCAUGUGAAAUGGAUCUUAAUAUAUGUACAGAACGUGGAUGAAGAUGAAAAUACACUUGAUUAUAUCCUUUGUACA